Closterium sp. Naga37s-1 is the source of this 214-nucleotide messenger RNA. NCBI's taxonomy places the organism in Eukaryota, Viridiplantae, Streptophyta, Zygnematophyceae, Desmidiales, Closteriaceae. The record is from the annotation of a GenBank genome assembly.
GUGCCACUGCCGCCAUAGACGCGUCCACUGUGCGCAUCAUGAAGAGCCGCAAGGUGCUGGGCCACCAGCAGCUCGUGCUCGAAUGCGUCGAGCAACUAGGCCGCAUGUUCAAGCCGGACUUAAGGCGAUCAAGAAGCGCACUGAGGAUUUGAUUGCGCGUGAGAACCUGCAGCGUGACAAGGAGAACCCCACCAAAUUCAGAUACCUCGCUUGA